AGUUGUGGAGGAGGUGAGCAAAGAGAGGGAGGGACUAUAAACAGAACGAGGUAGUCAGUCGAAACUUUCAACACAUCGCCGUCUGAGCCCCUCACCGCAGGAUUACUAAGACUUCUUCUCAAAGGAAACUGAUCCUCAUCAGCCAUGGGUGUAGAGGGGGGACUGAAAUGCGUGAAGUACCUGCUUUUCUUUUUCAACUUCAUUUUCUGGUUAUGCGGCCUAGCAUUGAUUGUGGUGGGAAUCGUGGCUCAGGUGGGCCUGCAGUACCCCUACAAGAUCCGUGAUGCCUCAGGGGGUCCUAUCAUCCUCAUUGUAGUCGGCGUGGUGAUUUUCUUCAUCGCAUUCUUCGGCUGCUGUGGAGCCUGGAAAGAGAACUACUGCAUGGUCACAAUGUUUGCUGUCCUCCUCUCCCUGAUCAUCAUUGCUGAGAUUGCCGCAGCAAUUGCUGGAUACAUCUUCAGAAACAAACUCUCAGCUGUCGUCCAGGAAAACCUCACUGAGAUGAUUUCCGGUUACAACAGCAGCACACCUGAAUUCAGAGCCAGCGUGGAUAAACUGCAGGAGGAUUUGAAAUGCUGUGGUGUGAACAGCUCUGCUGACUGGAGAAACUUCAGACCCGAUAGAAACUCAGUGCCCGACUCAUGCUGUGUGAAUGUCACUACAAACUGUGGAGUCGGGACCAUGACAGACCCUACCAAAGUGCACCAGCAGGGUUGUCAUGAUGCUGUGGUGGCUUUACUGAAGAAAAAUAUCCAGUGGGUGAUAGUUGCAGCUCUGGUUAUUGCUUUCCUGCAGAUUAUGGGCAUUGUGUUCGCCUGCUUGUUGAUGAGAGGCAUCCGCAGCGGCUACGAAGUCAUGUGAUUCGACUUCACAUUUGAGUAGGAGCUGGCUGUUCAGGUCAUGCUUAUUGGGAGCUUCACUUUGAAACUUUAAAUAUGUUGAUCUUAGAAUUCAGAUAUAAUGCACAGAACAAUAUAUUUUCCCUUGUAUUGAUUUUGGAUUAUAUUUUCAUAGGUUACCAGUAUCUGUGCUUCAAUGCUUGUUCUACGCAAAAUGGUAGAAAAGAUUCAUGUCCACUUUAUUAUCUAUGUUCUUGCUGGUUUUGAGGAAUUCUAACAUCUUUUACUUUGCUUGUUCUGUUUGGGACUACGGAUGUGUUUUGGAUGAGUUUUUAUUUUUUGAUGGUUCCAGGCUGACUGCCAGUUUCUAUUUUUAUUAAAGACUCUUUAAAUUACA
Molecule: messenger RNA, 1236 nt
Organism: Toxotes jaculatrix (banded archerfish)
Lineage: Eukaryota; Metazoa; Chordata; Actinopteri; Toxotidae
Gene: cd63
Product: CD63 molecule
Exons: 8
Coding region: 145-861 (238 amino acids)
Cellular component (GO): membrane
Source: RefSeq, a predicted model, not a curated record